AUGGUGGCCCACGGCGGGGAGCCCGCGCCUGGCCUGCUGCUGCUGCUGUUCCUGCUGUGGGCGCUGGGGGCCAGCCCCACGCAGGGCCGGGAGCUGCCCAGACCCCUCGACGACUCGGAACCACAUGUGAUCGUGGGCGCCCCGCCCUGGGCCUCCGACUUCCAGGACAGGCCCAGAGAUGGGGCCCCCUGGGACUCUGCCGUGCCCCCCAUCCCCGCUGGAGAGCUGCCCCUGGAAGUGGCCGAGAACGGUGCGGACCCCAUCUCCCCGCAGCGGGUGCGAGGGGCGGUGGGGAGUCCAGGGACCCCUAAGUCUCUCAUCCCUGGCCUGCCGGACCCUGGCCCAGCGCCCAACCGAACAGACAGUCCUCAAGAGGCUCUGCAUCCAGAUGACGCGGAGGAGUGGCCCCGACGGCCCCAGAGUCACCCGCCGGCACCCCCGGUCCAGGCGCCUUCCACGUCCCGCCGGGGCCUCAUCCGAGUCACGACGCAGCGCGCCCUGGGCCAGCCGGGCCCCCCGGAGCCGUCGGCCAGCCCCACGGCCCCCGUGCCGGUGUCCAGCCCGCCGGCCAACGCCACGGCGCCGCCGCUGCGCUGGGGGCCCCUGCGGCGCGUGCUGAGCUUCGCCUGGGAGCUGCACGUCUACGGGGCGGGGGUGCUCUUCCUGCUCCCCGCCCUGCUGGCGCUGGCCACGCUGGCGGCCGCGCCGGGGGGCCCGCGGCCCGCGCUGGCGGCGGCCGCGCUGGUGCUGGGGGCCGGGGCGCUGCGCGCGGCCUACAUGCUGGCCGACCCCUACGGCUCGCGGGCGCGGCUGGGCGCGCGGGCCGGCCUGGUGCUCUACAACCUGCCCUUCCCGCUGCUGGUGGCCGCGCUGGGCGCGCUGGCCCAGCUGGGCCUGGGCGCGGGGCUGCCGCGGCCGCUGCAGAGGCCGCUGCUGCUGGCGGCGCUGGCCGCGGCGCACGGCGCCGUCCUGCUGGCCGCCGACCUGCUGUCCGCGCGGCCGGCGCUCAGCCUCGUGGCGCAGGGCGUCUCGUGCGCGUGGGGCGCCGCCGUGGCCCUGGGCACGCUGUGCCUGUGCCGGCGGCGCCUGCUGGCCGGGCCCCGCGCCUGGGACGCGCGCCCGGGCCCGCGGCUGCUGGCCGUGGCCGGCUCGCUGGGGCUGCUGGCCUGCGGGCUGCAGCUGGCCGCCGCGCUCUGGCUGUACCCGGGCCCCGGGCGCGUGGGCCGCUUCUCGUGGGCCUGGUGGGGCGUCCACUUCUGGCUGCGGCUGCUGGAGCUGACGUGGGCGCUGGCGCUGGCGCUGGCCGCGGUGGCCGCCGCGCGGCCCCGGCCGCCCACCGAGCACGCCUGCUGGGCCAAGCUGCUCCGCCUGGCGUGCCCGGCCCCGGCGGGCAAGAGCGAGGUGCCCGAGCGCCCCAACAACUGGGGGCCCAACUACGCGGGGCCCGGCGGCGCGGGCGCGGGCGCGGGCGGCCUGGAGCUGGGCAAGAGCCUCAUCCGCAACGCGGCCGAGCUGGGGCCGGCCAGCCCGGGCGCCUGGGGCUCGGCCGCGGCGCUGUCCCGCAGCAGCGGGGGGCCCGCGCCGUCGCUGAGCGAGCUGGACCUGCGCCCGCCGUCGCCCAUCAACCUGAGCCGCAGCAUCGACGCGGCGCUCUUCCGCGAGCACCUGGUGCGCGACAGCGUCUUCCGCCGCCGCGGCCUGGCCUCCUCCCCGCCCGGGGGCGCGCUGCGGCCGCGCCGGGGCAGCCACCCCGACCGCCCCGACCGCCCCGACGGCGCGCCCGCCCCGCCGCCGCCGCCGCCGCCGCCGCGCGCCCGCUGCCGCUCGCUGGGCGACGUGCGCGCGCCCAACGCCGCCGCCGCCGCCGCCUCGGCCGGCUCCCCGGACAGCGGCUCGCGCGGCUCGCUGCACAUCAGCUGGAACCCCUGGCGCCACGGGCUCUCGUCGGCCGACAGCCUGGCCCUGGACGCGCCGCCCAGCAGCGCGCGCCUGCUGCCCGCGCCGCCCGCCGCGCCGCCCGCGCCGCCCCGGGAGCGCCCGGCCCGCGCCGCGCCCGGGGACUCGCGCAGCGCGUCCAGCGACACCAUCGAGCUCUGA
Messenger RNA from Sorex fumeus (smoky shrew), 2097 nucleotides. It is a transcript of the gene PRRT3, whose product is annotated as proline rich transmembrane protein 3. The transcript is spliced from 3 exons. Lineage: Eukaryota; Metazoa; Chordata; Mammalia; Eulipotyphla; Soricidae. The record is from RefSeq and is a predicted model, not a curated record. The coding region runs from base 1 to 2097 and encodes 698 amino acids.